Messenger RNA from Drosophila pseudoobscura, 1122 nucleotides. RefSeq lists its product as uncharacterized. The record is from RefSeq and is a predicted model, not a curated record. Bases 11 to 205 code for a protein of 64 amino acids. NCBI's taxonomy places the organism in Eukaryota, Metazoa, Arthropoda, Insecta, Diptera, Drosophilidae. The transcript has a single exon.
AGCCUUCAACAUGGGAUUCGGCGAACUGCUGAGAGAUAACCAAAUCGGUAUGGUGUACUUGGUGGGUGCACCUAUCUUCAUAUCCCUGAUGAUCGUUCACUUCUACUACUGCUGGCUCAGUGUCCGCGAGUGCCGCCGUUCCAGGGGCCGAAAGGCCCUGCCCUCCGAAGCCCGCGAGGCCAUACUCCAAGUGGAGGUCUAUUGAUAAACGGCUUGGAUGUGAAUCACUCAGAAAAUUGUAGUUAUCGGUCCGGAUGGAAAGUGCUCAUUGUAUAUAUUAAUAUGUACGCCAAGAAUUUAAUACGCUUAUCAAUUAGAAAUUCUUAGUAUUAUUUAUUGCAAUGUUUAAAUUAAUAAUAAGCUAUGGAACGCAAAGUAAACAAAAAAUAUAUUUAUUUACGCCCAUUUAGUUUCUGUAACAUACCAUAGACACAUAAUACAUUAAUCUGUAAAGAUUUAUACAAUUUUAAAGUUACUAAAUAUUUGGAAACAUUUGAAAAGCUGGAAAGACAAUAAUCGAUUGUGAGAUACGUAUUAUACAUAGAUAUGUAUCUUUAAUUUUGAAAUAUGAAUCAUUAAUUUUCUCUACUCUCCUGAUUCCAAGUAAAUUGUCUGCUUUAAAUGGAGACCCAAGCGAAUUUUUUCCAUGGCCGAGUAAUAAAAUGUUUGAUGAGUUUCCGGCGACCACCUUAAAAUAGAGCUUAAAGUGGGUACGUGAUGUCUGUCUGUUCAUAUAUGGGUACAUAAUACAUAUACAUAUAUGAACUUCUAUCUGUGUGUGUGUGGGUGUUCGUAUCCGUAUGUUGUUGGUUUGCUUACGGCGGGGUCAUAAAUUUGGCCAAAAACUUGGCUAUGCAUCUUCGCUGACGUUUCCUUUCACGACCUGCAAAAUUUAGCGCUGCACGGCGGUUUUUGAUGGCCCUCAGCGGCAGGACGAGAUGCGCUAAUAAAUGACAUUUUCAUACACCUGACGGAGAGGUAAACUUCCGAGAGACGAGAGACGAGAGACUCGAGUCCAAGGUAAUAAGCAAAAUUAAAUUGAACUGGCUGCCACAAGCCCGAGUAAAAAGUGAACUUUAAUGAGCGGAAAUGAGUAAUAAUAAAUGGCAAUUUAUUUAUUUA